UUUUUUCACAAUUUAAUUAUUUUUUUUCAUAUUUUAGGUUAAAAGUUUUUCAAAAAAAGAAUUUAGUAAGAAUAUCCAUAUAAUAUAUGGAAUAUCCCAAAAUCCAGAUACAAAUGAUUAUAUUUUGGUUUUAAAUUUUAUAAAUCAGACAAGUGGAAAUAAUAAAAUUGAUGAUUUUGUUCAGGAAAUGCAAUUGAAAAUUAAUGAUAUCGUAUUUGAAUGGAUACCAUACAUUCAAUUUUAUGAAGUUAAAGAAACAAACAAAAAUAGUUUUGCAACAACAUAUUCUGCAAUAUGGAGAGAAGGUCCAAUUGAUAAUAUCUAUAAGUAUAAAUAUAGAAGAAAUCCAAAUAAAAAUGUUUUCUUGAAACAAUUACACAAUUCACACAAUCUUACUCAAUUUGUAAUAAAUGAGGCUAAAAAAUAUUCAACAAAUAGUAGUAGUUUUCUUGUAAUAUAUGGAAUUUCUCAAAAUCCAGAUACCAAGGAUUAUAUAUUAGUUCAAAAUAAACUCAUUAACUUCAAUAACUAUAUAACUGGAAGUGAAAAAAUUGACAAUGCAAUUCAAGAAAUACAAUUAAAAAUACUAAAAUAUGAUGAUUUAAUAUUUGAAUGGGUACCAUACAGUCAGUUUGAUAAAAUUAAAAAAAUAGGAAAAGGUGGUUUUGCUACAAUAUAUUCAGCAAUAUGGAGAGAUGGUCCAUUAUAUUUGGAAAGUCAGGGUGAAAAUUAUAAAAGAGAUUCAUUUAAAGAAGUUGCUUUAAAAUGUUUAGAAAAUUCACAAAAUCACAUUAAUGAAUUACUAAAAGAGGUUAAAGCAUAUUCAACUAAACCUACACAUAGUAGUAUUUUAAAAGUAUAUGGAAUAUCUCAAGAACCAUGUACAAAAAAUUAUAUUAUUAUUCUUCAUUAUGCAGCAGGUGGAAGUUUUGAUCAUUGGGUAAAUAUAAAUGAAAAUUAUAAAAAUUUUAAUUGGAAAAAGAAAAUACAAGCAUUAUUAUAUAUUGCUAGUGGCCUUAGAGAACUCCAUGAUGAGCAAAUAGUACAUCGUGAUCUUCAUACAAGAAAUAUAUUAUUUAAUAAUCCUUCUAUAAAGCCUUACAUUAAAAUAUAUAUUUCAGAUAUGGGAUUAUGUGGAGAGGUUGGUAACCUAGAUAAAACAAAAUUUUAUGGAGUUAUUCCUUAUGUGGCACCUGAAGUAUUAAGAGGAAAACUCUACACCAAAGCUGCAGACAUCUAUAGCUUUGGUAUGAUUAUGUAUUUUGUAGCAACUGAAAGACAACCUUUUGACAAUCGAGCACAUGAUUGUUGUCUAACAUUAGACAUUUAUAAUGGAAUUAGACCAGAAAUAAAUGAGAAAGCAAUACCAAGAUGUUAUAUUAACUUAAUGAAAAAUUGUUGGGAUUCAAAUCCAAAAAACAGACCUGAUGCAACAGUAUUAUCUAGAGCACUUUCAUCAAUUUCUAUAAAUAAUUUAUAUAAGGCAGAAAUUGAAGAAGCAGAAAAGCAUAGGAUUUUACACCUAUCUUCAUCGAAAGUAGAUAGACAAGUAAAUACUCAUCCUCAGGCUAUUUAUACAUCUCGAUUACUAAAUCCUUUUACGGAAAAUCUUCCGAAGUAUAUUGAUGACAAUUCUGAAUGCCUAGAUUGUGCAAUCCUAGAUGAAUGAUUUUACAGAUUUAGCUUGUAUAUAUAUAUACAAUAUAACAUUUGUAAUUAAAUAUAGUAUUUGUUCAACACUGGUUAUAAUAGAAUAUUGUAAAUGUAAG
Molecule: messenger RNA, 1769 nt
Organism: Rhizophagus irregularis DAOM 181602=DAOM 197198
Lineage: Eukaryota; Fungi; Glomeromycota; Glomeromycetes; Glomerales; Glomeraceae
Source: RefSeq, a predicted model, not a curated record